Mugil cephalus (flathead mullet) is the source of this 948-nucleotide messenger RNA. RefSeq names its product MLLT11 transcription factor 7 cofactor (gene mllt11). Bases 171 to 431 code for a protein of 86 amino acids. The transcript has 3 exons. The record is from RefSeq and is a predicted model, not a curated record. Gene Ontology annotation, biological process: positive regulation of mitochondrial depolarization; apoptotic signaling pathway; positive regulation of release of cytochrome c from mitochondria. Lineage: Eukaryota; Metazoa; Chordata; Actinopteri; Mugiliformes; Mugilidae. Gene Ontology annotation, cellular component: cytosol; nucleoplasm.
UGUGAAAUGCGUGAGGAAGUGGUGGUGGUGUGUUAAAGUGUGUUGUCAACCUGCAGCAGCAGAACCAGCAUCUGAUUCACCGGCAACAAGACGCAGAACAAAGGAGAACCUCGGAGAACCUCGGAGAACCUCGGAGCCGGACUUGAUCCUCUCACCGUAAAUAAGCAGACAUGAUGGAGAAGUCCAGCAGCCAGUACGACUCCUUCCUGUUCUGGAGGCAGCCUAUCCCGGCCCUGGACCUGUCCGAGCUGGAGGACCUGGGCUGGACCGAGGUCCAGUCCACCAAUAGCAGCAAAGUAAAAGACGAGAUGUCCCAGCUGUGGAGUCAUGACGACCAGGCUGAAAUGUCUGAGUUUUCCUCCUUUAACUACUGGAGAGCUCCCAUUGCUGAUGUGGACGCUCUGCUGGCCGACCUCAACCUGCUGCUCUGAACACACCUGGUCACACCUGACCCCAGAUCAUCCACCUGUGACCCCGGAUCAUCCACCUGUGACCCCGGAUCAUCCACCUGACCCCAGAUCAUCCACCUGUGACCCCGGAUCAUCCACCUGACCCCAGAUCAUCCACCUGUGACCCCGGAUCAUCCACCUGACCCUGACUGACCUGGAUCUGUCCCUGAUGUGACACUAGAACCAGAGCGCGUGGAUCUGGUUUCCUAAAUGUUGGUUAUUAAUGUGACGCUGCUCUUAACUCAGAUCUCUGAGUUUACACUGGAUCAAUGAAACCAGAUUCUGAUCAGACUCAACUCCUAAUGUGGACAAAAUAAUAUGAACAGCACUGAGCAGUUUAUAUAUUAGAUGCAUGAAUUCCAGCGAGGCCUCGUCUCCUCCAGGUCUCUGACGUCUCCACUCAUUCAUCUGUGCCUUUUACUUUAUUCUCAUUCUGUCCGUUUAUUUAUUUAUUUAUUCCUCCUGCACCUAUGAUUCAAUAAACUGAGUUUAUCCAUCA